AUGAGACCGCACUCGUUUAACGUGCUCUCUAUAGCACUGGUGCUUACCGGAAUUGCGAGAGCGCAAACCUCUGUGUAUUCGCCUCCGGCGUAUACUUCAGUCUUCACCCCACCUCCUUAUACUCCGUCAGGAUGUCGGAGCGCAUACACACCUCCUCCAUAUACCUCGACAUAUACUCCAAAGCCAAUUACUGUUUCGUACUCUACAGAGGGAUAUACUUCAGUAUACACUCCUCCUACCCACACGAGGGUUUAUACACCACCUCCGUACACGCCCUCUGGUUACAGUACUGAAGUUACACCAACUCCAUAUACUACUAUUGUCACCCCAGAGCCCUAUACUUCUGUUUAUACACCUCCUGUAGAAUAUACUUCGGUCUAUAGUCCUCCUGCGUAUACUUCAGUAUACACUAUACCACCAUACACACCUUCGGGUUCGUCUGAGCUUUAUACACCUCCUGUUUAUACCUCAGUUUAUACUCCCCCGCCCUACACGUCAGUCUACUCGCCUCCGUAUGUUCCAUCUGGAUAUACGUCUGUUAGCACACCAGAUGCAUAUACCUCUGUGAUUAGCCCUCCUGUAUAUACACCAUCAGGCUCUUCGGAUGCGUAUACUCCACCUCCGUAUACUUCAGUUGUAACUCCUUCGGCGUAUACAACUGUUUAUGUACCUCCAGUAUAUGGUUCAAGCUCUAGCAGCUCAGAGGAUAAAGCUCCAUCAAGCUAUAUUAGCAGCAGCAGAAGUAGCAGCAGCAAAAGCCCUGUUUACACCUCCCCUAGUACUUCUGAUUACACGCCUCCGGCCAGCUACCAUACUCCUCAAUUUACCUCAGAGGCAUUCCCUACAUAUGUAGAGCCAACCCCCUACAACCCCUCGACAUAUGUCCCAGGACCUGGUGAAACUUCAUAUGUUCCGGCCACAGAUGCGCCUACGUACAUUCCUCCAAAUCCAUAUAGCAGUGCUACAACCGUGAUUGUCAUUGAUAAUCCAGUCGAGACCAGUACUUACACCAAUGGCACCACCGUUACUACCAAUGGCACUACCAAUGACACUACCAAUGGCACGACGGAUGGUACUGACGGCACUGAUGGCACCGCUAACUUGGGAUUCACCCCCGUUGUUGGCCCCCCAAAGGUUGAGCUACGAUUGCCUAUCGAUGAGCUUCAUACCCAGUUCCCCGAUGUUUGGAAUAUGUUCUUGAUUGGAUUGGAAGCCAUGAUGGCUGUCGACGAAUCGAAAGAUCUUAGUUACUACCAAAUUAGUGGAAUUCAUGGUCUUCCCCAUAUUCCAUGGCAAUACCCGAUCAGUAGCUCCCAGGAUCCCAAUCGUGGUUAUUGCACUCAUGCCAGCGCACUUUUUUCAACAUGGCAUCGUCCUUACUUGAUACUUGUCGAGCAGGUUCUUUACGACCAUGCAGUUGCUGAAGCCAAGAAAUUUACUGGGCCAGAUGCGCAGAAAUAUCAGGAUGCUGCGAAGAAAGUUCGACUUCCAUAUUGGGAUUGGGCUGCUGAGUCAACUAAGUCUCACAUUCCUGCAUCUAUGACAGUUGAAACCAUGAACGUCAUCAAGCCUGCACCUGGAACUGGAGAGCCUAUUACUGCCAAUAUUCCUAACCCACUGUACUCUUAUACUUUCACCCGGGAUGAUUACAGACAGACAUACUUUGAUGCGGGCAUAUUCCGUGAUACUCCUGGUACUCGCAGGCAGCCAGAUGGGUCUGGGUCUUCUCGAAACGCCUUGGCGGAUCAGGAAAUGGCAAAUACAUAUGACUCCCGUCGUCAAAACACCUACAAUCUUUUCUCGAUCCCAACAUUCCAAGGAUUUACAAGUAAUGCAUGGGAUGGUGGCUCGGCGCCUAAUGCGUGGACCAGUGUCGAGUCUAUUCACAACGAUAUCCAUUCCAAUUUGGGCGGAGCGGGUGGACACAUGUCCUAUGUGGAUUAUGCUGCUUUUGACCCGAUUUUCUGGCUUCAUCAUUGCAAUGUCGAUCGUUUAACCGCAAUGUACCAGGCUGUCUGGCCUGGUAAUGUAGUCGAGCCUCAGAGUGCCAGUGGGACCUUUGCCAGAAGAACCCAACCAGGUGACAUGGACGAUAUCAAUACACCCCUUUAUCCCUUCCGUCACCCCAGCGGCGCGGAGUGGACUUCGAACGAUGUUAGCACUGCUGGAAGUAUUUUCACAUACGGUUAUGCCUACCCCGAAGUACCAGUAGAAUACCAGAGUAGAAGCACAGAAGAGCUCCGCAACUUUACUACCGAAAAGGUUAACGAGCUCUACCGCCCUGCGUUGAGAAGCGCUGUCACUACUACACCAUCUGGAGAUACCGUUCGCCGUGAAUGGAUCGCCGUCCUGGCUGUUGAUACCGCUGAUAUUCCCGGAGAUUUCCAGAACCUAGUUUUCGUUGGUGAUGUUCCAAAGAAUGUUGCAGACUGGAAGACUGCAGAUAACCUUGUCGGUGAAUCCGCAACAUUUGGAGCUGAUAAACCAAUGCAUAACGUAAUUCAAGCAAGCAUUCCAUUGACCCAGAUUUUGAUCGACAAGGGAGUCGGACUGGACCCUGAGAGCGCUGUAAGGUUCUUGAAAAAAGAGUGUCAUUGGGUUACAAAACAGGGAGGAGCCAGUGUACCACUCUCUGAACUCAAAUCAUUGAAGAUCGCCAUUACGAGCACAGAGGUUCAAUACCCAGAGGAUAAAUCACAGCUUGCUAUCUGGGGCCAGCCUUAUGUCCAUACCGAGGUUACUGAAGGAAAGGAGGGAGGUAUGCAACCCAACGAGACCUAUCUCGUCCAGGGUGAAGUCGCACCCCCAGUACUUGACGGAACUACUACCGAUUCCAAUUCCACUUCUCCGGCCCAUCUCAGGGAGAGAUCAAGGCCGUGGAGAUUGGUGUUGUAG
This is a messenger RNA of Morchella sextelata, 2895 nucleotides long. RefSeq lists its product as uncharacterized. The record is from RefSeq and is a predicted model, not a curated record. Bases 1 to 2895 code for a protein of 964 amino acids. NCBI's taxonomy places the organism in Eukaryota, Fungi, Ascomycota, Pezizomycetes, Pezizales, Morchellaceae. Gene Ontology annotation, molecular function: oxidoreductase activity. The transcript is spliced from 7 exons.